This is a messenger RNA of Cannabis sativa, 3894 nucleotides long. RefSeq lists its product as uncharacterized. Bases 1 to 3894 code for a protein of 1297 amino acids. The record is from RefSeq and is a predicted model, not a curated record. NCBI's taxonomy places the organism in Eukaryota, Viridiplantae, Streptophyta, Magnoliopsida, Rosales, Cannabaceae. The transcript has 3 exons.
AUGGUGAGUACAAGACGGACGAACUAUGAGGAGGAGGAUCAUGAUGACCCCAUGAACGAAGGAAACACCAUGGAACACCAUGAAGAGUACCAACCCGUUGAGCCCGCUGGUGAAGGGACUUCUCGACGUCCAGGCAAACAAGCAAUACCUGACGACGAAGGUCGGGUCCAAGAUGCAGGAAGCUCAUCGUCACCAUCCCAUGGUGUACGGAGAACUACCAACGUCCAUGAGGUGUACAUGGAGAAUGAGGCAUUGCGCCAGCGUUUAGAAGAGACUCUCAGGCUCAGCAAAGAGUGGCAAGAGAGCGAGAAGGGGACGACCCCGUGGGAGUCGUUCAAGACGUUACCUCCCGAAGGUCAAGAGAGAUCUAGGUCACCAACAACCCAAGGUCGUGAUGCUAGUGCCAUACCACAACGACCUUCUCGUGAGAACGACAACCAUGGUGGGAGGAGCGAGCGCCCUCCAUCCCAACAAAGACCACGAGUAACAACCUCAGGUCGUGAGAAUAGGAGGAAUAAUGUACGCCCUCCUACACAGCAACAAACUAGGAGGGAUGCACGAGGACCUACUGCCCCACAAGACAAUGCUGUAGAUCCCCCACGAGGAGACUCCCGUGAGGAGAGGGGCACGACACACAAUAAUGGGAUCCCAUCAUCUCAACCACUUCCAGCACCUAGGGAUAUUGGUGUGGACGAGAGGGGAAGAGAUCAUGUUUGGAACCCUCCUUCACCAAUCAGGUUCCCACCAUCACCAAUAAGGCAUCCUGAGCCUCCACGUACUAAUGCACAAGCACCACAUCAACCAGCCCCAAGGGAGAGGUCACGACAGAGGGAAGCACCUCCCAGUCGCCUUCCAAGUCAAGACUUGCCUCGACCCCCUCAAAACGGGCAAGAAGACUACCGAGACAACCAUGCUCGACAGGUACCUCAACCUAGGGGAUAUGGACGGGAAAGACAACGCACCAUCUCUCGUGAUAACUAUGUCUGUCCGAGACCAGCACCCAGGGAGACUAGACCACAGCGUGCACGACCCUACUCACCCCGAGACGAUAGUUAUUUAUCAAGAUCUCGGACUGCCGCAACACAAUCAUAUGCCCAACAACGGCCUGCACCUCGGGGGCCGCAACAACAGAGGACGGUGAGCUUCAUGGGGGAGAGUUACCGUUCCGACUCAAGGAGUCGAUCUAGGGAGGCUCCUUAUCGGGCAGAGUAUGACAUUCCUCCACAACAAGGAGAAUAUGCACCCCAGCUUAAUGUGAACGCUCCUCCACCGGCCGGUCUCAAUGCUCCUGCUCCUGUGGUAAAUGACCCACGGAUAACAGCAUUAGAACAACAAAUUCAGCAGUUAAUGAAUGCCCAAGGAAGUGUCGGGGGAUACGAUUCUGAUGAGGAACCUGAGCCUUUUGCUCCUCACAUCUCGGCAUUGCCAUACCCCCAAGGGUUCAAGAUGCCCACUAUGACAAAAUAUGAUGGAAGUACUGACCCGGGAGCCCACAUUAGUGAUUUCAACACAUUAAUGAGGACAAGCCAAGUGAGUGGCGAUCUGAAGUGCAUGUUAUUCCCGGUGACCUUGACAGGAGCAGGAAAAACAUGGUUCAACAAAUGGAAGAAGCAUUCAAUCACCUCUUGGGACAAAUUGUCGAGUGAUUUUAAAAAAGAAUUUCGUGCUGCCAGGUCUCGAAAACCUGAAUGCUCUUCCUUGGCCAAUGUAAAACAACAACCCGGUGAGAGUCUAAAGGCCUAUAUUAAUAGGUUCAACAUCGAGGCGGCCAAGGUGAAGAACGUUGAUGACAGUGGGAGACUCAUGGCCUUGGGGGCAGGCAUAACUCAUGGAUCUUUACUAUGGGAUAGCCUCCAAGGGAGAGGUGCCCCCACUAUUGACGAAUUUAUGAAAAGGGCCCAAAAAUAUAUAAACAUUGAGGAAGCCAGGUUAGCUAACAACCUGCCUCUUCCCUCAGGACAACCUGUUUCAGCUACUACAACAACAACUUCCACCAAUCCAAAAGCAACAACUGCCAACCCUCCAACUACCAAUAACUCUGGGCACAAUAAUAAGAGAAAGGGCGACAAUGGAGGAGAUCAGAACAAUGCCAAAAAGAGCAAAGGUUAUCAGUCCAUGUUCACAAUAUACUCUGAACUUGUGGAGACACAAGAAACCAUAUAUGUGGCAAACGAACAUCGGGUGGCCUUUCGGAUACCUGAACCCUUGAAAGGAAGUGGUGCGAAGAGAGAUCCAUCCAAGUAUUGCCAAUAUCAUAAAGACAUUGGCCAUACCACCAACGAGUGUCGAAACUUGAGGGAUGAGAUAAAGACUCUUAUACGUAAUGGGCCUCUUGCUCAUUAUGCAAGGAAUAGGCAAUACAACCAACAAGGAGCAAAUGCACAACAACAUGUAGCCCCACGUGCCAAUGUGCAACCACAGGGGGCACCUGGAAACAAUACUCCUAACCCGCCGACACAACCACAAGGGGGACAACUGGGACAUAACCCGGACAUUCCUCCACUUGUGGAAGGAGAGGACGUAUUGGUCAUAUCAGGAGGACCACACUUUGCAGGGAUUACCAAUGGGGCUCAAAAGAGAUAUAUUAAUGAGCUCAAGAACUCAGAUAAGACUCCUUUCACACCAGAACAACGUGCUCCCAAGCAAAGUCGAAUGGAGGACCAAACCAUAACAUUUUCCAAUGAAGAUGCUCAUCAUGUACAAAGUCCGCAUAAUGACCCACUAGUGAUAACAUCUCAAAUCGCCAACAGGAGGGUAAGGAGAGUCUUGGUCGAUAACGGUAGUAGCGUGAACUUGUUAUAUAAGAUAACCUUGGAGAAAAUGGGGUUAAGUGUGCAAGACCUACAACCGUGCACUACAAAUUUGGUUGGAUUUACUGGAGAUGGCGUGGCCAGCACAGGAAAAAUCACUCUCCCAUUGACACUCGGGGAGGCCCCAAAAACAGUCACCCGGAUGACGGAGUUUGUGGUGGUAGACCUACCAUCUGCCUACAAUGCCAUUUUAGGUAGACCAGCGUUAUACACACUGGGGGCAGUCACAUCAAUCAAGCAUCUGGCCUUAAAGUUCCCAACUGCUACCGGGAGUGGAAUAGUCAAAGGAGAUCAACUGCCUGCACGUGAAUGCUACAAUGUGGCUAUGAGGGGACAAACCCGACCAGGGGCCCAGAUGUUGGUGGUAAACAACGAUAAUGAAGUGGAAAACAGAGGAGCAAGAGAAAGUUCUGAUAUAGAAGAGAUAGACCCUCGGUUGGGCGAUGACCGUAUUGACUUGGGUCCCAUUGAAGAACUUGAAGAAGUUACUCUUAACUUAAAGGAGCCAACCAAAACCGUAAAAGUGGGGAAGCACCUAAGUAAGGAGAUUAAGAAGGCUGUUAUUCAGUUCCUCCGUGACAACCAAGAAGUAUUUGCUUGGGCACAUUCUGAUAUGGUAGGUAUAAGUCCAAAUGUCAUGACCCACGUGCUGAAUCUAAACAAAGACGUGCCCGCCAAACGACAAAAGAGGAGAUUACUUGAUGAGGUUAGAGCUGUGGCCUUGAAGGAGGAAGUAAGCAAACUUUUAGCCAACAAUUUUAUUCGUGAAGCCUUCUACCCUGUAUGGGUUGCGAACCCCGUGUUGGUGCCAAAGCCAAACGGGAAGUGGCGAACAUGCAUCAAUUUCACUGACUUAAACAAGGCAUGUCCCAAGGAUUGCUUCCCACUUCCUCGCAUUGAUCAACUAGUAGAUGCUACCGCUGGUCAUGAACUUAUGUCCUUCAUGGAUGCGUAUUCUGGAUAUAACCAAAUACCCAUGAAUGUGGCGGACCAGGAGCACACGAGCUUCACUACUGACAUGGGGCUUUAUUGUUACAAUGUGAUGCCCUUUGGGUUGAAGAAUGUCGGUGCUACCUACCAGUGA